AUGGAGAAUGUAGUCGACAUGCUCAAAUUUGUUGAAGGCUAUCUUGGACGUUACGCUGUCGGACGGCUUGUAAAAAUGAAUAACCAGAGAAGAAUGGGAAUGAUGGUUGCGGGUUCAUAUGGCCUUGCCCAGUUCCGCAUGCGGCUUUUCUUGUGGGGUGCACAGUCUAGCAAGAGUCUUCCCCAGUUCCCACUUCCAACUCAUGAUGUUGACAUUAGAGAAGGUAUGCCUGUGAAGUUUCAUGGAAACAUAGUGGCCUAUGAUCAAAACAACGAUGUGGAAUUAGAAGGUAAGAUCGUGCUUGAGGAUGUGAUUACCGACCUUCCAGUUGUCACAAACCAUGAGACGAGAGACGAGAUGCCAUAUGGUAAGGAUCAUGAAUCAUCAUUCCAACGAUUUAUCAGAUUGAAGAAAGAUGAAAUGAUAAGUUCUUCAUCAACAAAGGAUGUAUUGUUUGACCAUCAUCCUUUGAAUCUUAAUGAUGAUGAUUCCGAACGUGUUUCUAUGAUCCCAAGAAGAAGGGAGCGAACUUUAGAGACUUACCUGGUAUAA
Messenger RNA from Arabis nemorensis, 552 nucleotides. The record is from the annotation of a GenBank genome assembly. Lineage: Eukaryota; Viridiplantae; Streptophyta; Magnoliopsida; Brassicales; Brassicaceae.